AUCAGGAGAAGCUGGCAUGGACUCACACAUGGCCUCUCCAUCUGGCUUUUUAACCUAACCUGAACCUCCUAAAGAGCUGAAUUGUGUGAUUUGGUGACCACUGGGAUGCCUUACCAACACCAACUCUGAAGUCCAGCAAGUGUUGGAGGGGGUUUACUUAAAGAAUUGAUUCCUGCUUAACGCCAUGAUGGAUUUAAACAGAUGUUUAAUUUUACUUGUCUUCAUUCUUCCCUCAAAAGUUUGUUUUCAAGCUGGACCUCGGGCACAUGCAGAAGAGAGGCUGCUCCAGGAUCUGUUUGCACAUUACAAUAAGCUGUCCCGGCCUGUGGAAAACACUACAGACACUGUUCUGGUCCACUUUGGACUGUCUAUUGCUCAGCUUAUUGAUGUGGAUGAAAAGAACCAGAUGAUGACUACAAAUGUCUGGGUCAAGCAGGAAUGGAACGACUACAAGCUCCGCUGGAACCCAGAGGAAUAUGAAAAUGUCACCUCUAUACGCAUACCCUCUGAGAUCAUAUGGAGGCCUGAUAUCGUCCUCUAUAACAAUGCCGAUGGUGACUUCGCAGUAACUCACCUCACAAAGGCACACCUGUUCUAUGACGGCCGCAUAAAGUGGAUGCCACCGGCCAUUUACAAGUCCUCAUGCAGCAUCGAUGUCACCUUUUUCCCUUUCGACCAGCAAAGUUGCAAAAUGAAAUUUGGCUCCUGGACCUACGACCGUGCCAAAAUUGAUCUGAUCAGUAUGGCCAGCGAUGUGGAUCAGAUGGACUACUGGGAAAGUGGAGAGUGGGUCAUUAUAAAUGCAGUGGGAAAGUACAACACCAAAAAGUACGAGUGCUGCACUGAGAUCUAUGCAGACAUUACGUACUACUUCAUCAUCCGGAGGCUGCCGUUGUUUUACACCAUUAAUCUUAUUAUCCCUUGUCUGCUUAUCUCUUGUUUGACUGUCCUUGUGUUCUAUUUGCCAUCGCAAUGUGGAGAAAAGAUCACAUUGUGUAUCUCAGUGUUGCUCUCCCUAACAGUGUUCCUGCUACUGAUCACAGAGAUUAUACCGUCUACAUCACUGGUGAUUCCACUGAUCGGCGAAUACCUGCUGUUCACCAUGGUCUUUGUCACACUGUCCAUUAUUAUCACUGUGUUCGUGUUGAAUGUACAUCACCGGUCACCACAGACUCAUGGUAUGCCUCAUUGGGUGCGGAGAGUUUUCUUGGACUUGGUGCCUCGAGUCCUUUUUAUGAAACGCCCGCCUGGUACUGCCAAGCAGCACUGCAAGAAGCUCAUUGAGAUGAUGCACCACCCUACCACGAUAUCUGCAACUGGAAACUCACAGUCCUUUUGGGCGGGGUUAGAGACAGGGUUGAGACAAAUGGGCCAAGUAGAGAAUACACUCUCAAAGACGCCAACAGACAGUCCAAAAAUCCUUGUUUGUUCCCCUUCUCCGCCCUCCUCCCCUCUGGCAGACCCCGAUGAUAAGGAUCAUCCACUGAAGCCCAACAUUUUCUGCCGUUCUCCUUCUGGCCAGUACUCAGUUCUUUCAGAAAAGCUGAACCAACGUGGACUCAACUCUUCUGCUUCAUCUGCUUCCCAGCUGUCCUUGCCCCCAACUUUACCCCUGGGCCCUCUUCGCUGCAUGUCCAUGGAAGAAUCCAAUAAACUGGCCCCAAAUGGUCGCUCACACAGUGUAGAGCAAAUGUGUGACCAUCAGAGGGAGCUUCCUCAGAGGGCAGGUUAUCGGUGUCGCUCCCGCAGCUUCCAGUACUGUUGUCUGCACGAUGAAGGGCCUGGGGCUACAGGGGCCGGUAGGGUAAAGAAACAGGCCCUUAUAAUGGAGCUAGCCAAAACCCUCACAGCAGAGUCAACUAAAGAUGCAAGUACCCAGCAGGACACUGUGGUUCCUACUAUUUCCCCAGCUAUGCAGCAUGCAAUAGAGGGAGUUCAGUACAUCGCUGAUCAUCUCAGGGCAGAGGAUGCAGACUUUUCAGUGAAGGAGGACUGGAAGUACGUGGCCAUGGUCAUUGACAGGAUAUUCCUCUGGAUGUUUGUGCUGGUGUGUAUCCUGGGAUCAGUGGGACUCUUUCUCCCUCCUUGGCUCGCUGGAAUGAUCUGACAUCUCACCAUCAAUGGAUAUGGAGUCUAGAAACACUGACCAGAAACACAUGCUAUCCUAUAUUGCAAAAAGAAGAAGAAUUUCUGAUUUAUUUAUCUUUUAAGUUACCCGUUUUCAUGGAACCGCACGAUUGCCAUUGCCCCAGGUUACACAGAGGUUACUCCCAAAGAAAUUAGAGGAAAUAUCUAUCAUGGAUUCCAAUGGGCAUAUAAAUUCUUUAUGAGGGCAAAAGGGCAACAGUGAAAAUAUCUUUCCGCACCACUUCAUUUUGACAUUGAGCUUUAUAGCUCAAGCUGUCAGUUUGUGAAGAGACAGUGAAGAAUGGACUUUGACUUAUUCGUAACUGAUGGACACACUACAGAUAGACCAACAUAUUAUUUCUGACAUGGAAUCAGUUAUUGAUGAACAAUGAAAACAAAAUUGUGAGGAUGUCAGGCAUUGCACAUUUUUGCAAUGAGACCCCUCCUCUUUGUGACUUUCUAUUUGCAGUUUGAGUAUUUAAUGAAUUCGGUAUUUCUUUCCACCAUUUUACUUUUACGACACUGAGCCAUUACAGAGGUAAUGUGUCAAGGCCUAGUCAGAUCAGUAUUCUAAAGGGGAGCGUGCAAUUAUCGGGAUGUCAUUCAGAAACUGAAUAUAGAAUUUAUACCUUUGUUUUAAUUAGUCUAUAAUCCUAAAACCCUAAGUAUGUUGGAAAUGUGUUUUUUAAUGUGUUAAAGUAGAAUGUGCUGUUCAGGCUAACACACUGAGCUAGUUCCUCCAUGAAAUCCGACAAGUUUCAGUCAUAUUUGUUUUUUCAGUAGCUCUGAACUGACUUUUUCUUUCUUCUGUUUUAUGGUGGUUACUUUUCAGGUUAAAGGGCCUUUGUCACCUCUUACUGUGAGUGUGGAGCAGGGUUAUUAUACCCUAAGUAACAGGUCCAGAAUGGACUAAACACAACUGUCUCUAAUGAGGUACUAAUGUCUGGCAGCUUAGGCAAAGGGGAUUCAGUUGGUUUUACCUUCACUGCCGGAUCCCUCUACGUAUUUCCACUUAACCUUGAAAGGGAUAGAGUAUUUUAUGGAAAACAGGGUUUUAAUUUUUUUUCCAUAACAGAAAGACCCAGAGGUUCAAAAAUUCUGUUACAUGGUCAAGUGUGCAGAUUGGAAUUGUGCAUAUUUGUGAUGUUACUACUAUACGGUCAUACUAACACCUGGUACGUCUAUGUGAUGGUAUCCAUGGCACCAAGAAGAAAGGGCAUGGGCAGCAGCUUAUUUACAUUUACAUCAGCUAAUACUUAGUUUGGAACAGAGUUGAAACCAGGGGUAUGACAUGGAAAAAUGAAGAAUAUGUGUGGUAUUUUCACCUGAAACUUAUAGGUUUUGCCCUUCAGAUAAAGUUGAUGCUAGAAUGGAUCACCUGGAUGGACUUUCCACUCUGUGUCACUAUGCAGCUGGGACCGGUUUAUCAGAUGAUACUAUGCUAAAAUAUGUGGUUAAACUGCUAGCAUAGCACACUAAUAAUAAUCACUAUCUCACUUAGAUAACGCAUUACAUGAGUACAUAUAUACCCCAUAUAGAGCAGACCUAUAAAGAUGUAAACAAUGAGACAUUUUGCUCAUUAUAAACCCUCUGCCAACUUCUGUCCGAAUGGGUAUUGUA
Sphaeramia orbicularis (orbiculate cardinalfish) is the source of this 3747-nucleotide messenger RNA. RefSeq names its product neuronal acetylcholine receptor subunit alpha-2-like. The record is from RefSeq and is a predicted model, not a curated record. NCBI's taxonomy places the organism in Eukaryota, Metazoa, Chordata, Actinopteri, Kurtiformes, Apogonidae. Gene Ontology annotation, biological process: monoatomic ion transmembrane transport. Gene Ontology annotation, cellular component: postsynaptic membrane. Gene Ontology annotation, molecular function: transmembrane signaling receptor activity; acetylcholine-gated monoatomic cation-selective channel activity. The coding region runs from base 185 to 2107 and encodes 640 amino acids. The transcript is spliced from 6 exons.